CUCAUCGGAUUCACAAAACAAGGUGAAGGAGAGAUCACUGCUUUUCUUUUUUAGGUGAGGAAAUGAAGUUUGUCAACAUUUGUCAGUCUCCUGUUCUGUGCCAGGACCCAGAGAUGAGUAAGAAACAGCUCUGUCCUGUAGGGUCUCCCCCCGGCAGGUGGAAGAGGAGGGAUCAGCCACCAUCACACAAACCGGUUUCGAAAAAUGCCGUAGGUCCUCACCCCUCAAGGAAAAUAAACGGAACUAAACCACGCUGAGGCCUUUUCACCCACUCUUCCUCCCUACCGCAUGCCAGCCUUGGACUCGGCGCCUCCAGGAAGGAAAGAGCAUAGGCAGGCACUCCAGCCCUGGCCUCGUCGCGAAACAAAGACAGAUUUUGCGGCAGAACUCAGCUGUGACCCGUGGCCUACCCACCACCCACCAUCCACCCAGAGUCCAGAGGCCUAGGGGACCCAGGCUUCAGCGAGGAGGGCUCUGAGGCUAGCAAGAUGAAACAGAUUGUAUUGAGGAAAGAAUCCGCAAGCCUCUCUCUCUCUCUCUCCCUCGACAUUUCCAAUCAACAGGAGAGCAGGCAUCACAAAGGUUUCAAGUAGCCUUUAAUGACACUCCCCUGUCACGAGGGAGAAGACAGAGGCCUUGACUGAACACAACGUCUCCCUCUGACGGUGGGGUUGCCAAUUCCUCCCACCUCAAAUAGGACAAGUUAGAAAUUCAAGGCCAGAGAAAUGCUAGAGUAUUUCUCAGCUGCGCACGGAAUCUGGACAAUGAGGUUCUCUCACGGACUCUGGGGCUGUCCUUCCACUCCCCAUGUCUCAGUUUCCCCAUCUAUUCUACAAAGGAGCUUGGAUGGUCACCGUUCCUGCCUCUUGAGCCUCCUCCAGGUCCCCGCCCAUGCCUGCCUCUGAGUCCCUGAGCAGAAGCCCCAUGUGCCACAUGGCAGAAGACAGCAGAGCGUGUAGCCAGGGAGUCUCCUCGCGUCCCUGGCUGCUAUGCCCCACGUGAAGCCACCAGUCCAUCCCGCCCCCUCAGGAACCAGCAGUGGAACCUGGGCGGAGUGCCCUCGUGGGCCUCUGGGACAGGCAGCAGCUCACGUUGCAACCUCAUGAAUAACUCAGGCCCUCCCCGCUGCCUGCAGCUCCGAGGAACCCAGGUCCCCUGGACCAAGCCCCUCCACUGCUUUAAACUUUAAUAGGCCAAGGCCCAGUGGCAGCUGCGCCGGCUCCGGCAGCCAGGGCAGGAUGUCCCGAGCAGGGGAGCUCGGGCUAAGCUCUCCUGAGAGGAAGCUAACGGGGGGACCCGGUGGGGCAGGCCUGGCGCGCCAGGACUCUCACAGCCAAGGCAGGACGUGAUCAGGCCAGAGCGCCAAGAGUGGCCUCCAGAUUCAGGGGCCUUCACGGGAAGAAGAGUAGGCUGGCGUGACCUGGCAGGGAUCCCAGGUCAAGGUGCAGCUGGGGGCCCCUAGGAGAGCUGUGGGGUAGGGUUACUCGCCCUGAAUCUUCCUGCCCAGAAAUUCCCACUCUGAAGGUGGAGCUCCAACAAAGACACAUCCAAGAGGACUGAGACCUCCAGGGCUUUCCAGGGACAGGCCCCCCUGGGUGCUGACAAUACCCUGGGUAGGCCUGCAUGGACAUCCCCAUCAGCGGCAGAGACUUCCGCUGCCUGCAGCUGGCCUGUGUGGCCCUCAGCCUGGUGGCCGGCAGCAUCAUCAUCGGUGUGUCUGUGUCCAAAGCUGCAGCCGCCGUGGGGGGCACCUUUAUCGGCGCCGCCGGUCUGGGGCAUCUGUCUGUCCAUGCAUCUGUCCAUCUGUAUAUCCGAGCCAGCCCCACUGAUACCCCCACAACGAUGCCGAGUACCAUCCCUUUCCCCACUCGCCUGGGCCAAAAGUGGAGCCAGAAGCACCAGACUGGGCUUCUCAUCUUGGCCUACCCGUUCCUAAAGGCUCGGUUCAACCUGGACCACAUUCUGCCUGCCAUAGGGAGCCUGAGAAUCCACCCCCACCCAGGGCCAGACCAUGGGGAGGGAAGAUCCAGUGCCAAUGGCAAUAAAGAGGGAGCCUGCAGCAGCCUGUCCACCGUGAGCAGAACACUGGAGAAGCUGAAGCCAGGGGGCCGGGGGGCCGGGGAGGGCUGAGGCAGGGGCUAAGGGGCUACACCCUGCCCUCCCUCCCUCCUUCCCUCCCUGCCUGCCCGCUCCCCUGAUCUCACAGCCCUCCCGGGGCCAAACCAGAGGUGAACUGAGCCCUGGAGACACCAGCCCCGCAUUUGCCUGGGCACAGCUCCUGCAAACGGAUUCCACGUAGCAGCACCGGGCAGGGCCUGAAGCACGAUCCUGCUGGAUGUUCCACAGGGGGCCCUGUAUCAGGCUUUUGACCUGGAUUUUCUCUCUGGACUGCAGUUCGCUGUCCUUCUCUUUUUGGUCUACUGACUGGUUUCUCUGGAAUGCGGAGCCACCUCAGUCUCUUGCUCCAGGCUGGCCACAGCAAUGAACCACAGGCCCACAGAAACUACACACGGGAUCCCUCAGCCCUUAAGGCCUGGCCCUGGGCCUCUAGAGUUCACUGGCUAGAUAGAGGGGCUGGACCAGAUUCUUCCAGGUUCUCAAAAACUCUGGGUAACUCCUCAGGGACAGGCUCUUGGCAGCAGUGAGCCAACCAGGAGCACAGCCUGGGCAGACAAAAUCGUCACUGCCAUGACCCAGAGCCCAGGUGAGGCCCCGACCUGGAGGCUUCCAGGAGGAGGCGGCUUCUGAGCGGAGUCCUGUCCUGAGACUAUCGCACGUGACUCCACCCUGCAAGGUUUUGCUGAUCUGACUCCAGACAAGAGCUCCAGGCUUCCCUCUCGUCCCCCACCCUCUCACUGCUCCUGAACAAUCUCAAACAUUCCAGCCUCUGAGCCUUGGCUUGUGUUCCCCUGGAGGCCUCCACUCCUCUCUGCCCCCACCUCAGGUGCCUGGGUGGCUCAGUCGGUUAAGCAUCUGCCCUCAGCUCAGGUCCUGAUCCCAGGGUCCUGGG
Ailuropoda melanoleuca (giant panda) is the source of this 3010-nucleotide messenger RNA. RefSeq names its product kinocilin (gene KNCN). Lineage: Eukaryota; Metazoa; Chordata; Mammalia; Carnivora; Ursidae. Bases 1624 to 2130 code for a protein of 168 amino acids. Gene Ontology annotation, cellular component: apical plasma membrane; ciliary basal body; neuronal cell body. The record is from RefSeq and is a predicted model, not a curated record. The transcript has 8 exons.